UUUUAGUGCCACCGAUGCCCUGUUGGUGCCAUCACCACUUCUUCGUCUUGAGCUGUAACUGCGCCGUCGAGGUGGAGCCAGCCGUUAGUGACGGUCGUCCUCCAUGUGUGGAUUAGUGGGGCUCAGAAAACCCAGAUUUUGUGAAGUGUGAUGAGUCGUAAGGCCAUUUUGCCAUUGGUUGUACCUAAUGCGAACUUUGUGUCAUUUUUAUUUUUGAAUUCCGAAGCAGUUAUUGCAUUUGCUUGGCAGUGAAGAAAACAAGCCAUGUUUUGUGGAAUAAUUAUAGUAUAACUAACUGUAUGGCCAGCGGCGACAUUCUCAUCGCAUCGUGAAGUGUAUUUGAAGAGGCGAUGCCUCAGUAUGACGAUGCUAUGUUGGACCACUUAGCUGUGGGCGUGAAGAAUGUCUUUUGGCCUGACCAGCCCAUCACGCCCAAAACUCGCGCACGGACCUACUCCGCCCGCAGCCUGUUGGCUUCCUUGAGGAAGCACCACCGUGACUGCUACACUGUAUCGACUCCCACUUCGACCACUCAAACCCUGGCCGGGACGCUGUCCUCCCUACCGCCCCGGGAUCCAAACGCCCCUCGCCAAUACGCCCUCAAUCGCAGCCGGAGCUACACGGAAGCCCGGAUCUCGCACGUCGUCUCUUCCCCCACGUGGUCCUGCACGCCCUCCCCGACGUUGCCCCAGAAGCGUCUGUCUCCUGCGAAUGUCAUCAGUGGAGGACUGUCAACGCCUUCGUCCCUCGACUCGAAUUAUCCCUACGUCUCCGUCUCUCCCGUCACGCCGCCCUCCGUCCCCACGGGGAUAAUACGAUCCCUCUCGACGUCUUCGUGUCCCCGUGGGAACAGCAUCAGCCCGACCCCGACGCCACCUUCGACUCCCAUUAGCGGGCGGUCCCCCGUCGCGAGGGAAUCCAAGAGUGUGGAGGAUUUCAUCGAUGAAAUCGGCCGCCCUCCAGUUCCUUACAGACACGACAGGCAGUGGAGUGAGGAUUCGGUGGGGUGGGUGUCGUCAUCAGCCUGUGGGAGCUCCCCGUCCCCGCCUCGCUCAUCGUCUUCUGCAAGAUGCUUCCCACCCAUCCCCAGCAGGAAUUACGGGCGCUCGGCCACGGCGCCAGGUAGUCCGACGGAGUUCUCGACUCGCCAUAGCAUCGUGCAGGGCGGCAAGGCAGAUUGGGAGGACGACGAAAUCGAGGGGAAAGGGCAUGAGGUGGACGGGGACCACUGGGUAUUGUGUACCCUGGGACGCCCUUGUGGCUCCGGUGCUAAGAAUCGUCGCGUCCUUAAGAUGAACCAGAUGUCCAUGGAGAAAAAUGCUGAGCAAUACAGAAAGUGGUUGAAAGACAACCCCAAACCCAGCAAGGGAGGAUCGUUCAUAAGGGCACUCUCCUUCAAGAGCAGACUUGGAGGAAAAUUCAGCGGGAUGAAGUCGCCAUUACGGCCACAAGGUCCAGGUAGUAGAAUUGUUAAGGUUGAACCUAGUCAAACCAACGAGAGUUUAGAGAGCAAAGUGGAGCAUGUUUGGAGGGCUUUAGACUUCUACAAGGAUGUUGUGGAUAAAUCUAGUUCUGAAAUGCUUCCUGGCUCUGCUACGGUGGUAUUGGAAAUGAUUGUGGCUCUCAACCUUGCUCUCAAACCCUGCUUUGUAAACCAAAACAGUUCUGCAGUUGCUUCAGUAAUUGCCAGAGUUCACCAAAGUGUGGCAGAGUUGGUCCGAUGGAGUGAUCAGUUACUACUAUAUGGAGAAGAGGCGCAGAAUACACAAACCGUCCAUCAGGUUGUACAGGCUGUCAGAGUGGCCGUCCAGGCAUUGAUUGACCUUGCUGCUGACAAAGAAAAUCUAAACACAUCAGAUUCUAGUAUUCUAGAUGUAACUCCGUCCUCAAUUGAUAACAAUAAUACUGUGAAUUUUGAAAAGUCUUCUCCUUAUUACAGCAAUAGAAACUCAGACAGCGUAUCAUCAAAUCAUCGAAACUCUUUACCAGAAAUCAAAGCUGACUCUCCUGUAGAAAAUAGAAGCUUCCUCUCUCCUCGUGAUAGCAUAAAACUAACUCAUUCGCAGAGUUCUGACUCUAUUUUGAAUAGUUCUGAUGCAGAACCUCCACCUCCAAAACCUCCCUUGCCUGGUGGAAGAAUGGAAGUUGCCCCUCCUCUCCCACCAAAAACAAAAAGUCAUGGCAAAGGAGCUUUUAUGUCUGAUAAUGUGGUUGCAAAUCCAAUGUACCUUACCUCCCCUCUUGGACACAGUUCGCCCUUAAAUCGCAGUCCCAGAGAGAGUUCUUCUGAUUGGUCACAACAUAGCUUAGGUUCAGCAUCAUUCACAGCUUCUUUAGACAGAGUGUCUAGAGCAUCUCAUUCCUCCGAUCAGAUGUCCCCAGCCUCAAGCUUAGACUCUAUGAAUCAGUCUCAAGAGGAACCACAUUCAGUCCACCAAAGAAUUGUGAAUUCAUAUGGCACUUUACAGGAUCAGUUUGAUCUCAACUUUGAAAGGGCAUUGCACAAAAAUUUAGGUUUAGGCCUAGACAAUCAUAACCCCUUUGGGCACUCUCUUGACAUUGAUUCAUCAAGCCUGUUCCCAGAUUCAGGUUUCCCUUCAAUAUCGUCACUGCAGAGCUCCUCAUCAAAUUCAGCCUUCAAUAGCAUUAGCAGCAGUCAUUCGUUCAGCCACUCAGUGAAGCAGUCUUGUACACAAACUCAUAUAUCCUCAUCAUCUCAGGUUAGCAGUAAGGUGACACGUAGCAGUCAGCAUAUGAUAUCAUACCACAUGACCACUCGAUCAUCAACCUCAUCCACAGUAUCUUCCACAUCCUCAUCAUCCAGUGCCAGUGAGGGAGAAAGAGAGAAUCACAUAUUGUCAGUGGUUGUGCCUCCAGCAUUACCAGCAAAGAAGAGUCGUCUAGGACGACAAAUUUUAUCCACAUAUGAAAAUGUUGAUACAGACUCUGUAGAUGCACCAGAGUCAAGACUAAGGCUAAGAGAUGAUCCAAGCCCAAAGCUUCCACCAAAAGUUGGCACCUUGCUGGGAAGCAGUAGCAGUAGCAGCACCAGUAGUGUCAGCAGUGGUCAUAUGAGCAGCACAGUCAGUAUGGUGAGCAACAGCAGCACCAACAGCAGUCAAGGAAGUAAUGUUGUUCUGCGAAGACACACUGCGGUUCUUCAGACACAGCAUGGCUCAAAUGAAGAUGAUGAAAAUCCACCACCUUUGCCACUUAAAAAGAAACAUGUCAUGGACUACAUGAAGUUGUUUGGCCAAGUGGCAGAACCCAAUGAGAAUGAACUCCUGCGGCAUUCAGUACACCAGAUGCAUCUCAUCUCAAGUUCUGACUGGUUUACACAAGAGAAUGAGUUGGAGUUGAUUCAUUCAGCUCAGUAUUCAGAAAUUAUCACUGGGAUGGACAUCUCAAUGCAUCCCCCAGAACUACCUCCAAAGCAGAAUAAACGUCUGAAUGUCCCUGCUAUUAGGCAGUCUUUACCUGCAACACCUAAACUUAUUCCUAUUUCAUAUUCAAAUGAUGCCCCAAGAGAGAGUUCCCUCAUCAACUUCCAUAGAAAAUCAACCGAAGAGAAAGAUGAACCAGAGGAAGUGCUGAUCAGGGAUCAGGUUGUGGAAGUUGACAGAAAAUCAUUAGAGAGGAAGGAUGAGGAAGUUGUAGAGGAGAAGAAAAAAGAAGAACUAGAGGAAGAGGAUGAAAAGGAAGGUCCACUGGAUCUUCUUGAUGUAACAGAGUACCUAAUAUACAAAAAAGAAGGUGAAGAAGGACCAGAUAUAAGAGGUGGUCCUGUGGAUGCACUUAUUGUUCAUGCUUCAAAGGCUAAUCAAAGGGAUUUCUUGUAUCAAGAAGCCUUUUUAACAACAUACCGUACUUUCAUUUCUCCUGGACUCCUUAUUGAGAAGCUCUUAAAUCGUUAUCAUAAAUUUAUCAAGACAUCGGACAUGGAAAGACAAAAAGCUGCUCGUAAUGCUUUUUCUCUUCUGGUACGAGUUGUGGAUGAUUUGGCCAUAACAGAUUUAAAUAUGGAAACACUGGAAACGCUAACAAAUUUUGAGUACAACUUGCUGUGUCGUGGUGAAUUACUUCUUGCAAGAGCCCUUAGAAAAAAAAUUGUAGAAAAAUUGGAGGCUAGGAAAAGAUAUCAUGCUCCAAAAGAAAGUCUUUGCAUAGCAUCUUUAGGUAUAACAACAAAGCAAGCAUAUUUGUUGGAAUUCAAGUCCAGAGAAAUUGCAGAGCAAAUGACUUUGUUGGAUGCAGAACUGUUUGAUGUCAUGGAAAUACCUGAAGUUUUGCUCUGGGCACAGGAGCAAAAUGAAGAAAAAUCUCCAAAUCUCACAACAUUCACCGAACACUUUAACAAAAUGUCUUAUUGGGCACGUUCUCGAAUACUGGAACACGAAGAUGCUCGGGAUCGAGAAAAGUGUGUCAUGAAGUUUAUAAAGAUUAUGAAACACCUACGAAAUGCAAACAACUUCAACUCUUACUUAGCCAUCCUGUCUGCACUAGAUUCUGCCCCUAUCAGAAGGUUGGAGUGGCAGAAGAACAUUACUGAUGGUUUGAAGGAGUACUGUGCUUUGAUAGAUUCCUCUUGUGCAUUCAGAGCUUACAGACAGGCACUUUCAGAAACUUCACCUCCAUGCAUUCCUUAUAUUGGGCUGAUCCUGCAAGAUUUAACAUUUGUCAAUAUUGGGAACACUCAGUUUAUGCCAGAUGGAAAUGUUAACUUUUCUAAACGGUGGCAGCAGUACAACAUUCUGGAUAAUAUGAAACGAUUUAAGAAAUGUCAAUAUCCAUUCAAGAAGAAUGAAAAGAUUAUUGCUUUCUUCAAUAAUUUUGAUGACUACCUGAAUGAAGAGGCACUAUGGCACAUCUCUGAAUCCAUAAAACCUCGAGGAGGUAAGAAAAAGUGAAUCUGAUCCUCAGAUAUUUUUAUGUUAAUAUUUUAAUAAUGAUACACGAAGGUGAUAAUCAGUGGUUUCCAGUUUGCAGUGUGAAAUAUAAAUUAUUUAGAAAUGUUUUCUGUACUGGAAGAUAGUACCAUAGGUAAACUAUGUUGUAAAUAGUAAGCCUAUGGGAAACACAGAUGGCCAUCUUAGGCAAAUCUCUUAUGAAAAGAAUUGCAGAGGAACGGAGGUUGGUUCUUAAAGGAUUUCAGGAUCAGUCUAUAAAGAAAGGCACUGUAUUACAUAGCCUAUCCUCUAUACUACUAGCCAUUUGUAUUAUGUAUGUGUAGUUCAGUCAGAUAUAAAGGUGCUUAAUAUGAAGCCUCGCUGGCUUCACAUAAACUUUGUGACCACAAUGUGUGUAGAAAGUGCCAGUAAUACCUAUACAGACACUCAAGUUUGAUAUUUCUCUUUCUUACCUGUAUAGCAAUAAUAAAUACUGUUAUGCAAAUAUAUUGCUAACUUACAAAUUAAGAGAAUUAAUAUUUUAGCAUAUAUGAAAUAUGCAGAGAUAUAGUACAUAUACAAUUCAUCAUGGAGGUGUCAGGUAGAUUUGAUUACUACUGAUUUCAAAAUGACAAGUAUUGUCUUUAUUUCAUGUCAAAAUGAGCUUAGGCAAUUUGGUGUCUGUGUAAGUACUGGGGUACUUCCUAAAGUAAUUAUGUAGAACAGUAAGUUUAUUUUGACUGUGUAGUAACUUCUAAUUGAGACUACUUGUAGCUACAGAGUAUGCUGCAGAUUUUUAUUAUACAACAUGAUGCAAAUAAAGAAUCAAAGGGUUUUUUAGGUAGGCCAACAUUGUAAAUAAUUGUACAGUAUAUUCAGAUGAAUUAUGUUGCAUUUUUUUGCAUUAUGCUAAGGUUUACAGUCAAAAGAUAGCCAACUUGUGUUCUCAGUCAAGCAAAUAUUUUCAACUGAUGUGAUAAAUCUGUAAUAAUGAGAGCCUGUUCUGUGUAAGUUACAGGUACUUACAGAAUUCACAUUAUUUCUCUUUUUAGAUAUUGAUGGUGUAAUGGAGUUCAUGUAGGCUAGUCAAAGCACAACAUAUACCUGUUUAUGUUGCAGUACAAUAGGUUUUCAAUUUCAAUGGACAUGACUGCCGUAUGAUAAUCUGCUUUCAGUAUUGCAUGGCUUAUAUAUGUUCUCAUGGCAAUACUAGACUUAAGAUUCAGUGUCAUCAUGAUACCAUAUAUGACAACUGGUCCAAUUUCCAUUUGAUUAGCUUUUUAGAAGCUACUACUCAAGCUGGAACUUUUCCCACAAGUGAAAAUUUGUAAAUACUAUAACCUAAAAUCAAGAAAAAACCAAGUUUAUGUAUGUUAGGGCCAACGUAUAUAAGCCACUCCUCUCAGUAUGAAAGUUGUAAGUAGUCUACCUGUGCUCUAAAUUACACCAUUGUAAGCCAAAGACGUAGCCCCAAGGUUACAAAUAAAGAGUAUCAGUCCAAAGAUUAUUCCUGAUUACUUGUUCAUUUGGUGAUGGUAGGAAGAAGUACUUUUUUGUGUAGGGGUACUAACUGAAAUGUGAGUUUGAUACUGACAAGAUUCAAUUAUCCCUGUGGUUGUUGUUGCUGUAGAGUAAUGUCACAAUAUAAUCAAAGGUCACAAGUCGAUUCAUCCAUACUUGCAGGAUUUUUAUUAUUAACCAGACAACUGAAUUAAGGUUCUUAACCUUUGCAUUUACUGUAAAGUUUGGGAAGUACCAUUUGCUGAAUCUCAUCUAGUGCUCUUGGAUUGGUGCAUCAGCAUUUGGAUAAGUACAUGGCUUUAUGUUAAUGAUUGUCAAGUUUCUCUCCUAUGUUAUAGUAUAUAUGCCUGUAGCCAGCCCAUUCAAAUUUAUUUCAGUAAUACAUUUGGUAAUGAUAAUUCUAUUUGGUGUACAGUAUUUAUGUUACUGUUGAUUGUUUUUGUGAACCCGAAGCUUUUAAUCAUCAUUACCAAUCCACUGAGUUAGUGAAACAACUUUCAAGGUUUACUUUGUUUUUUUGUAUUUGCCUUGACAUUGUAAUUUCCCAGAGCAGGAAAUCAGUUCCUGGUACUUUGUGUUAGCUCAAACACCCAGAUGGGAGGUACAUCAACUUGUACAAUAGAUAUUCACUGUCUUUGUAUAGUGUCUGGUUUGUCAUAUCAACUUGACUUGAGGUGUUUUCAUACAUGUACAGUAUCAAAAUCUGUUGGAGGAAGUUUGCAUGGAAGCAGAACGCUCGUAAUAUAUUGUGCAUUUGUACAUACAAUAUAUCUAUAUAUAUACAGAAAUUUAUUUUUACAUAAAUUUUACCAUUUUUGGGUAAUUGCAAUAUUUUGCACACAAUACAUUGAAAGUUUUCAGCCUUUUUUUGUAAUUUUGAUGUCAAUUUUUAGUUUCACAAUUGCUAUUAAUAAUGAACAACUCGCCAGAGAACUAAUGCCUUCCGUAUGUGUCACAACACAAGUGCUAAUUGUAUACUGGUACUAUUAUGCAUAUCAAAAUGAAGUCUCAUGAUAUUUGUAAAGUGAAUUAACUACAACAGUUUUUAAUUAAGUUUUAUUCAAACUUAAAUUCAGUAUAAACUUUACUCUCAAAACAUCCUUUUCUUUCUGUAGACAUUUCUGUUUACACGUCUGGUCAGAUUAUGCAUAGUGGAAGGUUUUGAAGGUAACAGUGUUGUGCAUAGAAACAUAGUUUUGCAUUAAAUAUGUAUACAUUUAUGUUUAUACACUGGCUGUGUUGUAUUGCCAUCUUUUAUUAAUAUGUACCAUGCAUAGAUCAAAUAUUUGUAAUAAAAGAUUGUAUGUAGUACUCAUGAAAGGAAAUAUGUCGAUUGUAAAGAAAUGACAAAUACUAGGUGGCUCAAAUGUUUUCAAUUUCAUUUUCAGAUGGUAAAUUUACCAGGAAAAUUUUAAGUUUUUAUUAUGUGCAAUAUUUUCAUUAAGGAUAAUGCAAUAUUGAUUUGUAAAAGAAAAAGAGAAAAUGUAGACUAACCAAAAGUUAGAUAUUUAAUUUUGAAAUUUUCAAAUUAAGAGUCAAAAAGAGUAGAGGUAAACAAUUGCUAUCUCUGUGAUACAGUUGAGAUACACUGUUGUUGCAGUGUUAGUUUCGUAUCUUCCCGUGUAAUGCUGAUCAUACUUUCCUUGAUUCAUCGAAUAAUAGUAAAGCCAAGCUACUAUGCUGUACAGAUUAUAAUUGCCUUUUAUUAAAAAUGCUUGUACAUAACUGUAAAAUUAUUUCAUGUAAGUGUACUGUAUCAGUGUUCACUAGCUCCUUUACAGUAUGGAGAUGUUUACAGUUUUUAAAAUAUGAUAAGGAAUGAGUAAGUGUUAAUGGUAAUUUGCACAAAAAUACCCAACUUUAUAUUCAGUCAGGUGAAACAUAGUCCUGGGAUUUUGUUUAUUUUUUUUCUUGGAAAUAUGAAUUAAAUUUUUAGUAAGGUUUAUUACUGGCAUCGCAGCAAAGGUAAAAAUUUUAUUUUCUCUGAUUUUCCUUUAGAAAAGGUUAUUAAAAAUUUCUCUUUGAGAGUGAUUUUCUGUGCCAUUUCACAGCAGUUGGUAAGAAUAUCUUUAAAAAGUCUACUUUUAUAAAUUAGAUAUGACUUCAGUGCUUUUAACUUUUCUGAGAAUCGGGCAUACUAAAGUGUAAUAAAUUUUUAAAUAGUUUUGAGGAAAUUUCAUGAAACAGUUCAAAACAAUGUAAAAUAUGUAAUAAAACAGUACUUUUAAACUCUGGACAGUCAAGUGUUCAUAGGUUUCACUUGUGGACACCACAAUAGUACCUCUUGAUUUAAAAUGAUGAAAAUAUUCUCUUUUAUAGAAUUAACAUACUUACAUCACAAAGGAAUUAAUUUGAAAAGUUUCCUCAUUCAUAUAUUUUCUUUAAUGAGGGGAUGGUUCCAGGUGUGGGUUCGGUUGUGUUAUAAUUGUGCAAGCCUAGUUUAGGAUUAUUUUGGUACAAAUAGCUGAUGUCCUUAGAUACAUAUGUGAUGUAGGUCACCCCAUCCUCUUGUCACAAGUAAUUUCAUGCAUGUACUUGCUAUAUUUUUUUCUGGUUUUGCCUGUUAUUCACUUUUUUUUAUUUCUUUUUUUAUGUGCACCUCACCCUUGUGACCAAAAGUACAGUAAAAUGCUUGCUGUUGUUUAUAAAAUGAAUACAUUUUCCUUAUGUGUACAGUCUAUUGUAAUAGAGGAAAGAUACAGAAAAGUAAGUAAUAGUUUUCAAGGUAGAAAAAAAGGUAACUAGUAAGGUUAUUGUGUCAGGAAUCCUCUCACUUGAGGUACAAACAAGGAAUCAGAGGCUAUGUUAAAGUACUUGGCCCCUUUUUCUAGUCAUUCAUAUAAGUCAGUUUGCACCAAGAGAUUUAUUUACUUUUUGGACUGUUAAAUAUAGAAUAAAUAGGACUAUUUUAAUGCAGUACAUGUAUAAGUUGCUAUAAUGUAAUGGUUUGUAUUGUGUCAUGUAAUUUUGUAAAGAAAAUAAAAUUAUGUCUCAA
Macrobrachium nipponense is the source of this 9402-nucleotide messenger RNA. RefSeq names its product rap guanine nucleotide exchange factor 1-like (gene C3G). Lineage: Eukaryota; Metazoa; Arthropoda; Malacostraca; Decapoda; Palaemonidae. Gene Ontology annotation, cellular component: plasma membrane. Gene Ontology annotation, biological process: positive regulation of GTPase activity; Ras protein signal transduction. The transcript is spliced from 18 exons. Bases 351 to 4907 code for a protein of 1518 amino acids. The record is from RefSeq and is a predicted model, not a curated record. Gene Ontology annotation, molecular function: guanyl-nucleotide exchange factor activity.